CAUUGUGCUUUUACGGGAGUGUGGUAGUGCGUUGCUGUUUCUGGUUUGUGAAAAAACAUUCACAGAAGUUAUUUCUGAAUGAAUAAAGUAAUUGCGUCGAAACAGAAGUUGUGGAAGGCGGUGUGCAUGCGUCAGAUACGAUGAACCAACGAAUAGGCGGUCGUAUACCUAUCUCAGAGGACUGAGUAACUCUAUGCGAAGCAAGCCCAAACAAAGUGCAUGGCAUCGUCACAAGAAUUCUUGACCGCGAAAAGGGAAAUGUCACUAUGCCACCAUGACAGCAACCGCAAUGACAAGAGACGAUGACGCAAAUGAUGGGACCGUCACCAAUGGCUCAUUGCAUGGGUUUUCCAAAGGGAACGGCAUGGCAGCAAUGUGCAAUGACUGUACGUCAAGAAGGGACGAGAGUUCCUUCCGCAGCAUCUCUUCGCAGGGCAGCGAGGAUGCCUCUCUCGCAGUCUCCUUCUUUGGAAUUGCUCUCGGUCCGAGUGUGUCGCUCUGCGAUGACGAUGAGCUGCCCCUCGUGUUCUCCGACCGAAAGGAGGCCCUUCGCUGUGCCAGGAAGUACAAGGGGGCCCGCUUCAAGGCGCUUCCCACGCGCGAGGACGCUGUCGCCUUCUGCGAGCGUUCCGUCAACGAUGUUGAAGAGGAAACUGAUUGUGCCACAGUGCUCGUUGGUGAGAAGCCCAGCGCGUACAAGAAUCCGAAGAGCCAGGAUGUGGUGAGGCUCCGCAAGGUUAUCGAGUGUGGUGAUGCUGACACCUUUCGUCAGUGCGUCUGGUCCAACCCCCGCUACUUGGUCAGCAGCGGAGAUACCCCCACCAUCAUGCAGGAGGGCUUCCGGUACAAUGCCCUGCACGUGGCAUGCAUGCGAUGUCAGCCCACGCUUCUCAAGCUCAUCCUGGAGACCAUCGAAGACCCCAAGUUUCUCGCGCUCAUGUACCCGGACGACACCGUUGCGGUCAGGUCGAAGCGGACGGCAUUCUUGGUCGACCUCUACCUCAACAUGCCUGACAAAGGGCGCUGCGAGACGCCGCUGCACUUUGCGUGCAAGUUUGGCUGCGCAAAGUCCGUCGAAAUCCUGUUGAACCAUCCUCAGUGUGACCGCACGCGCGUCAACAAGUUUGGUCAGACUGCUAGAGAAAUGAUCUGUGAACGAAGCCCCGAUGGAUCUGCUAAAGAACAAAUUGAUUCAUACUUUGAAGACCGAUUCUUCGUCCCCGUAAUAAGAUCCGACGACAACUCAGUGCCGCCGUCAGUGGGAACGCCCUUUUCGCCGGAGGCCAAUCCUGCUUUCCUCAGCCACCCUCAGAACAGCCCAAGAGAUCCGUCCCUGGUCGUUGCGGCCACCGUCGGACCAAUGUCUCCUUCCGAGGCUCGUCGAGUCUACAAGACCUGGAAGACUCCGCCGCGGAGACGCCUGGACGCCACUUCGCUCAGUCCGUCGGACCUCAUUCGUCUUUCUGAUCCGGAAAAGGGUCUUGAACGCGUCGGCCGGAAUAUUGCCAAGGAGCUCAACCUUCCAUGGAACGAAUUCUGGCCCUUCCUCGGAACAUGGUGCGACCUGUCCACUCCAGAAGGGCAGUCGAAACUGGAGUCGCACCUGCGGAAGAUGCACGUCAGGCUCCUCAACGAGCAGCGAGCUAGGGAGAGCGAGUUCUCCAUGCACACUUCCUCGUCGGAACCAUCGCCCAACGCGACAGAGUCGGAGCCCAUCAGCCCGAUGAGCGAGCUGUGUCUGAACCUGGGGAACUUCCACAUGGGUUCUCUGUCAGGUUCCUCAGGCAGCGACACGGUGUUCUCCGAUAGGGGACAGGAACUCCAGGCUCCUUUGGCCAGUACGCCGCUUCCGAUUCGUGGUGCUGCAGCGGGAGCUGCCCCUCUUAAACCAGCAAAUCAAAAUGUAGCCAUGGAGAUCGAGACGGCCACUUCGGGGGAGCCCUGGGUUCUGAGCGCGAGUCACAUGGUAGCACAGAACAUGAUCUCCGUUCUUUACGACGCCGUCAUCAGCGGAAAAGAUGGUGCUGCACUCGAACAGGCUAUCGGAUCUCAGCUAGCUGACCAGGUCCUAACUGACCUCGGUGAGCUAGAACGCUCCCUCUCAUCGCUCCCCCAUGCUGCGGAUGCGGAUGCGCUCGGCAGCCCAGCCCAGUUUCACGGUCACUUGGCUCGAUUGGUGUCCAAUGGGUUGAAAGACUACGCCGUUGCCACGGAGCAAGCUCAACUCUGUUUCACUCUCAAGAGCUAUCUCUCGCGUCGGCAGUCCGCAAUAUCGCCUCCCUCAACGGAUGACGAAGAUGACGAAGCACCAGCACGCAUUUUCCGCAGGCCCCUGUUUAGAAGAAGUCGCAGGACACUGCGGCGCCAUCUACAAUGUGUCUUACGCCGGCUCUGCACUUUUCUCGAGCACGACGUCGAUGACACACAAGCAGACGACAGUGUAGACUUUGGAGAGAUGGGUACCUGUACAUGUUCCUGGCCUGGGGUUCCGUGCAACGGAAGGUUGCCUCCGUCACCAAGGUUGCACUUGCAGCUGCAGUUUGAUGGGAGGAGCCCUCUGAGGAGCUCUCCACCAAUCGCAUUUAGAAGGGAGGAAAAUGGAGAAGACAUGGACAUGGAGGAGGACGUGUUCCACACUCCUCCGAGCAGUUGGGCAGCUUCGUCGUCUUCCAGCGCAGCCUCGUCCGAGGUCCACACACCCGAUGAGGGCCCCGAAGUUUUUAUGCAGGGGAGGGUGCCCACAAAGGUGGACCUGGAUGUCUUUCGAGCCUUGGAGACUGUGUCUGUGGACCCCAUCCUUUAUCCGUGCCUGUACCAGUGGAAGCAGCUCGUUUUGUCUUUCCCGGAAGAGACGAAAUCCAAGUGGCAAACACCGUGCGCCAUGCAGCAGCGGAGACCCCUGCCAAGCGAUGCAACGCCGUCGUCCCCGCUGGCAGCACCGUCCGACGGGCCCCUGCCGGGCCCUCGUCGUCCCCACCGGUUGUCCCACCUGCUGAACACGGUGCCCAGGAACCUCUGCAACACAUUCUCGGAACUGGGCAAGGGCGAAGACGCCUGAUCUCGUGUCACGACCGUUGACGUUCGGGCCAGAGCGUUUUUUUUUUUUUUAAGUCGCCACACCGAGUGCGCAUACUCCACUGCCUCUGUGAUAAAGAAGGUGGCUCGGAAUUUCACAAGUACAACUCUUGAGCAAGGUGCACAUCCAUUUUUAUUGUUUUCUGGGAGUCUGCGAAGUGAACUCGAGUGAAUCAAAGUUUGACUCUUUGCGACUUUACGGAAUUUGUUUCGGCUUUAAUCGAGGGAAAGUUUGUCGUGUGUUUCCUGCACGUUUCUCGUCACUUUCGAUCGAACUUGCGUCGAGCCGACUUGUUGAACUGGGCAAACGGAAUCACUCGUUUACUGGAAGUGAUUAACGAAGCAUAAAUAGGGCCCUGUGUUUUACGGUUAAACCCGGUAAAACUUGUUUUUACCUCCCAAUUUACAUAGUUAUCAGUAAGUAAGGGCAAUAAGGGCAAUACCUGAAUCCCCCGAAGACUACCUUGGCAAAGUGCCAAUUCAGCCUGCAAUACAGGCACUACAGGGUGCUACGCGCCGGAAAUUGUAAUUGUUCACCCGAUAUCGACCGACUUUACCCCGUUUUACGGCUCCUUAACAUAAAAGCCGAUUUACCCGUCCCACCCAAUUUUCAAUACUGUGAAACCCGAAAACACAUGGCUCUAUGCAUCAAUGCCUAUAUAUCUGCACCACACGGACCAGGCCUUUCGUCCGGUGCAGAGUAUACUAAACCUGAAUUUAUCGGGAUGUUCCGCUAGUUUUGAGGGGAGCCCAGCUUGCACGUUUAAGCCUUUGGAUCUACGCAUUUUAAAAAAGGCCACUAUCUCGCACGGGUGAACUCCGGGAAGACUCUGGGAGUGCCCCGGAUGAGUUUUUUAUGGCAACACGGUCGCCUGCCCGUAUUCGGGCAUACUCGCGGCUGUGAGCUGGUGGACUACAGACUGAAUUUAAAAUUUAACAUUUGCGCGGAUACGUGCGUUAGCGCCAAGAGAUGAAAGAUCCCAACACCCGCAAUGUGAAAGUACAAAGUAGAUGCGACGUAGACAAGAUAACUCGGGAUGGAAAGAAAAAAAAAAAGGCUUGUACUGUUAUGGGUAAGGCUAGGAUAUUUAUGCAAGUAUUAGAAGGAGGUUAAUGAAAAAUGCCUAUGCUAUGGCUAAGGCUUUGCCCCCUCUUUAGCACAACGGACAUCUAGCUCAUUUACUUUGUGCCUACAUGUCUGCGUAGUAAAUACAGGCUUCAUGAUAAUUGUCAACACAAAUAAUGUUCCAGUAGGGAUGACCGGUUUUAUGACGGCAUUAUUACUGGUGCCGAUAUUUUAUUCGUAGCUUCAGCGGUUUCGUAAUUUUUGAAACUAGGAUUCAGUCACGAAUUUUGGUUCGCAUUGCCCUUCCGUUGGACAGAGGAAUUUUUAAUCGCACCUUCUUAAAAUUGCGAACACUCUGCCAAAAAGAGUAUCAUAAGGUUCGCGUGAAGACUACACGUUGCACAGCAGCAAUGUUGUUUCUGAACCGGCAUAACACGACCUGCCUUUAUCGCAUUUACAUGUUUAAGACAGUCAUCAGUCAGAAGGCUUCCUGGUCAUGAGGGAUCUUGCGACAGCAAACCAGUACAGAAGGAUCUUCAGGAUGACGAGAGCUUGGCAAUAUCUUGAACGGAAACACUUGUCCCACUGGGCCCAGAAAAAGGUUCUUCCCUUAACAGUUGGAAGACCGAUUUUUUUUGUAUAUGGGAGCGCACUUUGUUUUUUUAAACUUUAACGUUACAGUGCCAAUUCCCUACUCCUUUGCUCACGCCAACGGACCCACUAAAGAAAUUGUUGAGGAUAGACUUAGAAAGCCCACAAUGCGGCAGCAGUGUUAGUAGCAGGCACAAACGCGGAAGGAAAUGAGUGUCAUGAUAUUUAACGACUGUGUAACGGCAUAAAAAGGUGUCGUCUGCUUUGAAAGUGCUAUGAUGGAUCUCCGCUGGUGAGUUGUGACUUAUGAAUAGCAAAAUGUGCAACGCAUAUGCUUCGUUUAGUUUUGUGCCAUUUCAGCCCUUCUCCUGUUUUGUGUUUUUGUCACUAAGUUAUUAACGACUCGUUUGCGAGCAUGGAGGUUGUGUCAGCACACGAGUUCGGAGCGCAGUGUUUUUACGUUCCAGCAGCAGCAGCAGCGGACGUCGUGCUUGAUGGAUUUUAAGAGUAUGUCACUUGGCAGUACGUUGUGCUUAGAAGAAAUUUUAUAAAUAAAAGUGACUCUCAUUGUC
Messenger RNA from Ornithodoros turicata, 5304 nucleotides. It is a transcript of the gene Ankle2, whose product is annotated as ankyrin repeat and LEM domain-containing protein 2-like. NCBI's taxonomy places the organism in Eukaryota, Metazoa, Arthropoda, Arachnida, Ixodida, Argasidae. The record is from RefSeq and is a predicted model, not a curated record. The transcript has 16 exons. Gene Ontology annotation, biological process: negative regulation of phosphorylation. Gene Ontology annotation, molecular function: protein phosphatase 2A binding. Gene Ontology annotation, cellular component: endoplasmic reticulum. The coding region runs from base 275 to 3058 and encodes 927 amino acids.